Messenger RNA from Solenopsis invicta (red fire ant), 591 nucleotides. RefSeq lists its product as uncharacterized. NCBI's taxonomy places the organism in Eukaryota, Metazoa, Arthropoda, Insecta, Hymenoptera, Formicidae. Gene Ontology annotation, molecular function: nucleic acid binding. The record is from RefSeq and is a predicted model, not a curated record. Bases 1 to 591 code for a protein of 196 amino acids. The transcript has a single exon.
AUGCCACCACGAUCCCCAAAUUUUGGCGGAUUAUGGGAAGCAGCAGUGAAGGUAGUUAAGAAGCACUUCUACGCUGUCACUCAAGGUCAGAUUCUGACCUUCGAGGAAUUCAAUUCCAUCUUAACGGAAAUCGAAGCGAUAAUGAAUUCGCGUCCACUUUGUCCAAUGACCGAGGAUCCGGAAGAUCUAGCUGUUCUAACUCCCGCCCAUUUCUUGGUUGGAGAUUCAUUAUUGCUACCUGUGGAGGACAAUUUUUUAGACACACCAGAUAACAAACUAUCCAGAUGGCAACUUUUACAAAAGUUGAGACAGUCUAUAUGGAAUCGUUGGCACAUCGAGUACUUGCAGGAACUGCAACGUCGGCAUAAGUGGGCUCAUCCAUCGGACAAUCUUUAUCCAGGCCUACUUGUUUUGCUAAAAGAGAAAAACGUACCACCACUUCACUGGACGAUAGCUCGCAUUACCGAGGUCCACCAUGGAAAAAACGAAGUUGUUAGAAUGGUCACAGUCCGCACUGCAAAAGGAUUCUUCAAACGAGCUGCAAGAGAUGUUUGUCCCCUCCCAAUAUACGACAAUCAGGAGAAAAUGUAA